This is a messenger RNA of Diaporthe batatas, 2183 nucleotides long. RefSeq lists its product as uncharacterized. Gene Ontology annotation, molecular function: monooxygenase activity; iron ion binding; heme binding. The record is from RefSeq and is a predicted model, not a curated record. Bases 275 to 1987 code for a protein of 570 amino acids. The transcript has 4 exons. Lineage: Eukaryota; Fungi; Ascomycota; Sordariomycetes; Diaporthales; Diaporthaceae.
GCCCCGGCAACUCAUGUAGAGUCCGAACAUCAGCCCCCAAGUGGCCCGACCGACUGGCUGCGUAUACAUCCAUCCCUGUACAAUUCGUCGCAACACUUAUUAAUUAGCUGGGUUGUGUCCAAAUUCAAGUCCCUCAGCGGCCCAUCGUUGCGUGUUCUGUCCUCGGCGCAAGUACCCACCGCGCCUUCGCAAUCUCACCUGUCGGCAGUAAGGCGGCGAAGGCGGAAUUCCCGAGUGAUCAAGGCAUCUGACCCACUCACACGAACCCCUCAACAUGCUAAACAGCCAUCUCGACCAAAUGCUCGGCCUGGCUGGCGUGCAGAAACUGCUCCAGGAUGGCCCUUUGGGGUUAACAGUCGCGACAGCUCUUCUUUUGACCAUAGGAAGCAUAGCGCUCGACUACGCCCGAAUGCUAUGGCUUCGCUCCAAAAUGCCCCCGGGGCCGCUGCCAUUCCCCAUCGUGGGCAACACGUUCAUGCUGCCUGAUAACAAGCCGUGGCUGUGGUUUGAAGAGCUGUCCAAGACAUACAAGUCCCCUCUCGUGACCGUGUGGAUAGGCAGGAACCCAACGGUCUGGAUCAAUGACGCCUGGGCGGCCUCGGACCUAUUCGAAAAGCGAGCAGGGAUAUAUUCCUCGCGGCCGAGGAUGCUGGUCUUCGCGGAGCUGGGUGCCGGCCAGUCAAAUCUGGUGAACCAAUACACUUUCAGCCCCGAACAGCGGGAGAGAUGGCGUCUUCAGAGGAAGCUUAUGCAUCAUGGUGUUGGCGUGCAGGCCGUCCGGAAGUAUCGUGGCUUCCAGAAUGACGAAAGCCGGCUUGUUGCGCUUGACCUGCUCAGCGAACCGAAUGACUACGUAAAGCAUUUCGAGCGAUAUGCUACGAGUGUAGUCAGCAUCAUUGGGUUCGGAAGGCGAGUUUCAAGUAGCCAGGAUCCCAUCAUUACAGAAGUAAUCGCUGUCAUGCAGUUGGCAGCGGAGCUUAACGUCCCCGGCAAGAAGUUUCCAAUGCUGAUGGAGACAUUUCCUUUCCUGGCCAGGUUCCCCAACGCCAUUGCUCCUUGGAAACACGGGCUUGGUAGCAAAAGGGGACGCGGGUUCUUCUAUGCGCUGGCCGAGGAGGCGGCGAAGAAGCCCGGCCACGAGGAAUCAUUUGUCAAGCACCUGUUUGCAGAAAGGGAAAAGUACACCCUGGACGACGAGGAGAUCUCCGCCCUCAGCGGGAAUCUGUUUGGUGCUGGGUCUGAUACCAGCAGUUCCACCCUGAUUACCUUCAUCCUGGCCUGCUGUGCAUUUCCUGGGGCUUUAUUGCCAGCGUAUGAGGAGCUUGACCGUGUCGUUGGCCCUUUUCGGAGCCCGCACUUUGACGAUCAGCCCAACUUGCCCUACGUCAAUGCGCUUGUCAAAGAGGUUUUUAGGUGGAGGUCCGUUGCGAUCAUCGGGGGGCAGCCACACUCACCCACCCAAGACGAUAUGUAUAACGGUUGGUUGAUUCCGAAAGGCACGUGGAUCCAGGGCAAUGUGUGGGCAAUUCACCAUAACGAGCGUGAAUUCCCCGAUCCUGACCAAUUUAACCCAAGGAGAUUUCUGCCCAGAAGCCCGGAAAGCAGACCUUUUCCGGGCGAGAGAGGUUACAUGACAUUUGGUUGGGGAAGAAGGGUUUGUUCUGGUCAGGCGUUGGCUGAGCAGGGGACGUGGGUUACUAUUGCCAGACUUCUGUGGGGUUUCCACAUCCAGAAGAAACGACGACCAGAGGGUGGUUUUUUUGACGUGGAUAUAUUCAACUACACAAACGGACUUAAUAUGCGCCCUCGGCCCUUCGAGUGCAGUAUUGAGCCGAGGACAGAGGACAUCCGACAAACAAUCAAGCGCGAGGGCCGACAAGCGCUGGAGGAUUUGCAGCAGUAUAACGGCGAGAGCAAGUAUAGGAUGUCGACGUUUUAUCAGCGUAAUGACCUCGCCAUGAAGUUGUUCGGGGAUGGCGUGAAAUAACCCUAGUAAUACAGAGUAUCUAAAGUUUUGAGCUAUCUGUGGGUUUUUGUGCUCCCUAUGCCGGGAGGUAUAGGGGGUAAUCGAUGAGUCUGGACCCCAGGUACUAACAAGAGUCCCGAGUUCCACCUGGACAAAUCAAACGGCUAGGAACUCGUCCAAGCCACAUUUCUCUAAAAUCACAGCAACUAUUGCGCGC